Ctenopharyngodon idella (grass carp) is the source of this 4747-nucleotide messenger RNA. It is a transcript of the gene slc25a17l, whose product is annotated as peroxisomal membrane protein PMP34. Gene Ontology annotation, cellular component: peroxisomal membrane. NCBI's taxonomy places the organism in Eukaryota, Metazoa, Chordata, Actinopteri, Cypriniformes, Xenocyprididae. The transcript has 9 exons. The record is from RefSeq and is a predicted model, not a curated record. Gene Ontology annotation, molecular function: ADP transmembrane transporter activity; FAD transmembrane transporter activity; coenzyme A transmembrane transporter activity. The coding region runs from base 197 to 1135 and encodes 312 amino acids.
GCUCGGGGCGGUAAAGAGCAGCGGGAUCGAGAAGGAGCAGCACAAAGAAUGCGGAAUUGCGGAAGUAUAACGUGAUUCUGUUGUCGGCACCAACAAUGAAUAUGAAUUCAGCCAGGAGUGAUUAGUUAACUGUCAGCUAGUUUACAUAAAGCUAAGACGCAGAAUUCAGGUUUUUGGACUGGAGAGAGAGUAAAAGAUGUCAGACAGCAGCAGAUCAGUCGGCCUGCUGUCAUAUGAGACACUUGUGCAUGCGGUGGCAGGUGCAAUGGGCAGUGUGACAGCAAUGACAGUGUUCUUCCCUCUGGACACAGCCAGGAUCAGACUCCAGGUGGAUGAGAACCGGAAGUCCCAGUCCACCCCCAUCAUUCUGGCUGAGAUCGCGAAGGAGGAAGGCAUAUUGUCUCUGUAUCGAGGCUGGUUUCCGGUCAUUUCUAGCCUGUGCUGCUCUAACUUUGUCUACUUCUACACAUUCAACACACUGAAGAGAGUGAUGGUCUCGGACCGGUCCAAGCCUGCCACAGAUUUGCUCAUGGGCUUCAUAUCAGGCACUGUUAAUGUGCUCCUGACGACUCCCAUGUGGGUGGUGAACACACGACUGAAGCUUCAGGGGGCAAAGUUCAGGAAUGAAGAGCUGCAUCAGACCCACUAUAAGGGCAUAUUUGAUGCCUUCUCCCAGAUAAUAGCCAAUGAGGGAGUGGGAACGCUGUGGAACGGGACACUGCCGUCUCUUGUGCUGGUGUUCAACCCCGCUGUGCAGUUCAUGUUCUACGAGGCUAUGAAGCGAAGAGCAGGACGUGGAGGCAGGAAGAUAUCAUCACUUGAGAUCUUUCUCAUCGGUGCCAUCGCUAAAGCUAUUGCAACAUCUGCAACGUAUCCUCUGCAAACUGUUCAGGCCAUUCUGAGGUUUGGCCAGUAUAAGUCAGAUGGUAAAGGGGGUCUAGUGGGCAGCCUGAGGAACGUGGUUUCUCUGCUAAUGGACCGGAUCAAGAGACACGGGCUGCUGGGUUUGUAUAAAGGUCUGGAGGCGAAGCUGCUGCAGACUGUGCUGACAGCGGCACUCAUGUUUGUGGUGUAUGAGAAGAUCACUGCUGCCACCUUCAAACUCAUGGGCCUCCAGAGGAAGCUCAAGCACUGAGAUACUGUAGCCUUCAUUUAUGACUACCUCUCUAACACACACACCCUCAGGAGGAGAUUCACACAUCCCAUCAGUCACUGCUCCACUAACAUGGGUUCAUCUGGGUAAGGUUCAGUCCUACCUUAACACAGGUCAGUUUAAAACAAGAAAAAGGGCAUUCAUGUACCUUUAGUUUUUAACAUAUUGCUUUUUUAAAAAAAAAAAGUUUACAUGAUCAAGUUUCUUUUAUCAGAGUCUUAGAGAAAAUGGUUUACUGAUUUUAAAACAACUUGUGCCACAGAAAGUCUUUUAUAACAUCUGAACCAGAAGAAAAUCAUGACAUUGGUUAUGAGUGUUUCUGAAUUUAAAAAUGUAAAUCCUGUCAUUUACUCACUCUGAUGUCAUUCCAAAACAGUAUUGUUAAUGUAAACUAAAACUAUGGACCCUUUUCACAUUUCCGGGGCUCUCAGAAGUGGAGGUCGUCAUAGUUGCACGGGAGAAGACCGCAAAUAUAUUUUUUUUCACAUUUGCUCAAUAGCAAAAGAAAAAAAUCCAUUAUAGCCUGCUUAUGAUUCUCCAGAAGAGUGAAAAAAUAUCCAGAGAUUGAUUACGUUGGUCAGAAGAGACUGAAUUUGCUGUCACUCCCUCAGCCAUUGUAUUAGAAACACCCUCGCAGCAGCGUUAAUUCAUUUUUUGUAAUUAACUGCCAAGGUAAUAUAACACGAAGUAUAGUGUUAUUAAUGUACAGUAUGCAAUUUUUUUUAAAUAUGGAAAACUUUACUAGAUUUGCAAUGUUGAUAACUGGAAAUGCAUCAUCACAGUCUUUGAAAAGGGUCCAUUAAGUUGUUUUUGUUGACGGAAAUAAGGCUGAAAUAAAAUAUAAACAUUAGAUGGAAAAACUUAAAAAGCUACCUCGGCAACUAAUGGAAAUAAAAUAUUUAAGUUGAAGUGCUAAAAUUAAUAAAACUUAGAAAUGAAGCUAAAUAGAAAUAAUAAUUAAAAAAAAAAUAACAACAGCACAUAACUAAAUCUAAAAGUAUAUAAAUAAUACUAAAGUAAUGUUGUUCCAACAUGAAAAAUGUUUCUCAGAAUGUCCAAGCUUUUAUAGAAAAAGCCAGCAUUAACAUGAUGAGCUCUGUAAAAAGACAAUAAAUGCCCCAAGUGUAUGGAAGAGCCUGAAUAUGCAUCAAUACACUUCCCCUCCUCUGCAGUUCUUAAUUGUGGAUUGACAUUAGACCGGUUUAAAUGUGUAGGCAUGAGUGAAAUUUGAGACAGCAACAUUUUAGUCUGUUCAACACACAGAACUGUUUUAUGAGUUCAGAAGACCUUGACUGUAACUUUUAGGGUAUAGUUUUAGUAGAAAAAAGAGCAGCGUGAACAUUCUUCAGAAUAUCUUUAUGUUUCAGAGAAAGAAUAGGAGUUUGUAACUACAUGAGGGUGAGUAAAUGAUGGCAGAAUUUUCAUUUUUGAGUGAAAUGUCUAACAGUAGACAUUUGGUUUUCAUUGGGGAACUGAAAAGUGUAUGAAAGUUUGAAUUAGGGACAUCUGUCAUGUGAAUAGAGAUCAAUUAAUAAUAUAUUUGGCACAAAUGGUAUUGUGCUUUAAUAAAUGCAGUAGAGCCUUAUAAGUGAUGUGCUGCUAUGUCACGUGACAAACCAAGCAAUGUGUCCUCUCUGAUCCGCCAAAUCAAUGUUACUGAUUCUGAAAUAUUCUCAAAGCGUUUUUGUUUACUUUUGUACAAUGAACAAUUUUGGCACCACUUGAUGUCCAAUGUAAAAUCUGGGUCCUGGAGCAAAACCACUUAUCUAGAGGAUGUUUUUCUUUUGUGAUGAUUGGGUUAGCUGAUUUCAUGGCAUUGAUUGACAACUCCCAGUUUUAAUUUGAGAACAAAAAGUUCUUUAUUGGAUUUUUAGUGUAUCCAAUUAUAUCAAAGAACUCUUAAAAUAGAGUUGCACGAUUAAUCGUUAAAAGGUCGCAAUCUUAUUCCUAAAUGAAAAUGAUUCGGCUAUGUCUAUUAAACCUUUGACAAGUACGAUUAGAGCGAACGUUUAGAUCUGCUUUCUGAGCCAGAGAGAGCAGUUGUCAUGUAAAGGUAUGAAACAACUUCACAAACAGUCUUUUCAACCACACAGAAUCAUUAUUUCUGUCUUAAAAUAAUUCAAAUUACCACAGAAGUAAAAGCUAUAGAAAUUUAUAGUUCGAAUAUAAACACUGAUGUCCACGGAAGUGAUCAAAAUAAAGUAAAUCCGCUUUUGAAAGUAACUUGAUGCUUUAAAUAAUGAUUGUAUGAAUUACAUCAUUACACCAGUAGGUGGCGACAAGUGACUGUUAAAUGUAUUUGUCAUUGAAUCGUUCAUUCAAGAGAUUCAUUCAGAAAUGAAACAAGUGAAGUCUUGAUGAGUGAGUCAUUGAAUCAUUCACUCAGAUUUAAAAAGCAAAAAAUUCUAAUUAAGUAUUUUUAAAUAGACUAAUUUAGUAAAUUGUGUUUUGUUUGGUUGUCCAUUUUGAAUUGCGGGAGAAUCGUGCAGCUAUAAAUUUAUCACAAUGUAGCAUUCAUGAAAGGCAUUUAAAAACACACCACUCAGUGGCCACGUACACACUGUAAGUUUCAGGAGUGACAACCGCAUUUAAAUGCGGGAGUGAAUCCCCUAAAUUAUCGUUACAUGUGUGUACAGAAUACGACUCGCUCUCGAAAAUGCGAUGAUUGACAGCUUGGAAACCAUAGCGACGAUCUGGCGUCUCUCGUGUUUGGUAUCAGUUAUCGUGAACAAAGUAAUAUUAAAGUGACAAAACACUCGUUAUUUUCAGCAAUUUAACUAAACACACUAACACAGCCGACGGAGGCGUUGUGUUUUGUUUAUGCUUGUAUAACCUGUUUCACACAGUGCGCGGCACUCAUUCUGUGUUGCCAUGGUCACUCAUUAUAAGCUUUUUGGGCUCGUCUCAUAAAGCAAACGGGUUUAUGGAGUUAUUAAAGUGAGCAGACAUGAAUCGCGAUUUUCAGCAUAAAGCAUUUAGAUAGGCUUGUGCUUUCCCUGUGAUUCGCUGCGCAUACACGAGAGACACACGUUACACCGGUGCACGUAAACGUUGUUAAGUUCGGUUCCGUACACACUGCGUGGAAUUUCUGUAAAUGUGGUUUUCACUACCUGUAUUUUUCGGGAGUUAAUACGGUUGUAGAAUGCGGUUGUCACUCCUGUAUUUUACUGAACUGUGUGUGUACAGAACGCGAUUAAGCACUAAAAGGUGAACUGACAACCGAAUUUAGCUGCAGUGUGUACGUGGCCAGUGUAAACCUGAGCUUGAGGUCAAGGUGAAUUUAUUCACACCAUACUUGCCUUAAAUGUGCAUUUUUGAGAGAAAAGCUUCCAGUUUACAGAAGUCUUACCUGCUGUGUGUCAAUGAAACUAGUAUGUCAUGUGGACCAUAAACAAUAAGAUAUUAAAAACAAAGAGUUUACAUAAUGAUCUUGCAACUAAGACUUUGUACUUAAGUUUCUUUAUUUAAAAAUUUAUAUCACAUAUGUUUUGUAAUUUCAUUUGUAUAACCUCUUAUUUAACUGUACUUGUACUUUUUGGCAUGUUUAAAUGAAUUGCAAACUUUAAGCAAAUGCUAAUAAAAGCUUUUGACGAA